ACGGCGACCAUGUCCCUCUAUGGGUCGCGCAGAUGUCUCGACAUCGCUGGACGCAUCGCUGGGGGCUCUAGCGUACCUGCUCGUACCUGGUCUACUGCCUCAUUCACACUGGUCAUUCAGCGCCGGUGCUACGCUAACCCUACCGGCGCUCAGAAACUCAAGGAAAGGCCUGCUGUCAAUGCGAGUCCACCUCCUUCCACCUCACGGACGUCGGGAAAGGCACAAAAGCCACAGGAUGCUGCGAAGGAACCCAAAGAGACGGAACGUACAACCGAGGAGGAGCUUCGGAACGUCGAGACCCUGUAUCGGAUGUCCGAGACAAAUCAGGUCGACGUAUCGUCCGCACCUCUUGAUCUUCUCGACGUGAUCAUCCCCUCGUGGAAGUCGCAGAAGGAGAACGCGACUCUCGCCGAUCAUUGGAGGGCGUUCACGCAGACCCAGAGGAAUUGGUUUUGGAAUGCACGCUCCCUCUAUCUGAUGGCUCAGACCAACUCAAUACCUGGUGUCAAGGUCAAGUCUGCUUGGUCCAGACAGCUAUUCUCUACCUCCUCGACAAAACCCGACACGUGGCUCGCACCCUUCCGCCAAGCUGUACUGGAGGUCUAUAAGCAGGUCAACGAGGCUGUCGCAACCCGGGACGAGAAGACUUUGAAGACCUUGACUGCCGGUGAGCAGCAGAAAGCUUACAUGAAGCUCAUCCGGUCCCAGGACCCACGAUUCGCCAAUGUCUGGAAAUUCCACGGAGAGCGCAGCCCUGCGCAGGUAGUGAGCAUCAGGGCGAUUGAAGCUUACUAUGGGUCGACGCCGCCACGAAUGGGCAGCCGGCUUGCAAUCCAAGCUGUUGUUCGCUUCGACACUAUGCAGAGCGUAGAGUCCUACUCGAAAAAGACUGGCGCUCGCGUUGGCGCAACGGAGCCCAAGCCUGUUGUCGAGUAUCUCGUCUUCCAAAAGCGAAUGUGGUAUGACUCACCUUGGAUAAUCAGAGAUAGACUCUACGAGGGUCUAGACUCGCGAUUGAAGAAACCGCAGAUAUAAUAUACUCAUUGUCUAACUUCAUCGUCUCCCGCCCGGACUCUUGUGCCAUCCUCACCGCGUCUGCUUUGAUGUAACGUUUCGCUCGGCCCUGCCGUGGGCUUCGCGAUCAGCGCUCGCCAUACUUUGCUUCCGGCCCUUCGCCGGCCUUCCUAAUU
Messenger RNA from Dichomitus squalens LYAD-421 SS1, 1190 nucleotides. RefSeq lists its product as uncharacterized. Gene Ontology annotation, biological process: protein insertion into mitochondrial inner membrane from matrix. The transcript is spliced from 5 exons. Lineage: Eukaryota; Fungi; Basidiomycota; Agaricomycetes; Polyporales; Polyporaceae. The record is from RefSeq and is a predicted model, not a curated record. The coding region runs from base 10 to 1035 and encodes 341 amino acids. Gene Ontology annotation, cellular component: mitochondrial inner membrane; mitochondrion.